Messenger RNA from Chelonoidis abingdonii (Abingdon island giant tortoise), 1499 nucleotides. RefSeq names its product tetraspanin-33-like. Gene Ontology annotation, cellular component: plasma membrane. NCBI's taxonomy places the organism in Eukaryota, Metazoa, Chordata, Testudines, Testudinidae. The record is from RefSeq and is a predicted model, not a curated record.
UAGAGCUCAUCUCCCUGGAACAUUUGGGCCAGUCUUGGGAUGCCCAAUACAUCUGCAAAUGGCUUCUCAGCAGUACUGAGAGUGCCCCCUGACCCAGCCUACUCCAACACCUAGCUGCUCACUUCUCUCCUGAACCUAGAAUUCAAGAGCUCCUGGAUGAUCUAAUUCAGCAGCAGAAUGAUGAGCCUAAGGAAUGGAGACCAGGAAUAAGUGAAGGUUGCCAGCAAUGGAGAGAGCACAUGACCCAGGCAUCAAGAAUCAGCAGAGAAACGGACUCCACAGCGGGGAGAGUGGUGCACUGUUAUCAGAGACUCCGACAGGAACCAUGAGAACAAACCAGCUCAUCAAAUACACUUUGUUUGUCUCCUGUUACCUCUUCUGGGUGGCCAGUGGGCUCAUGGUUGCAGUUGGCAUUUAUGCCAAACUCUCUAAAGAAGCAAGUGCUGUGGAUUCGCUCCUCGCUGAUCCUGCACUGAUCCUGCUUACGGUGGGGAUCCUGAUGUUUGGCAUCACCUUUGUGGGGUGUACAGGAGCCUUGCGUGACCUGCCUGUGCUGCUGAAAAUUUUUGCCUGGAUUUUACUGAUCAUUCUCAUUCUCCAGAUCGUGGCUGCUGUCCUGGGAUUUCUCUUCUCCGGCAUGGUGUUGGAGAAAGCAGCAUUUCUGAUGGGGAAAGCUAUUUCCGGUUAUAGGGAUGACCUAGAUUUACAGAACCUUAUUGAUUAUAUACAGAAAAAGUUUGAGUGCUGUGGGGUGCAUUCCUACAAGGACUGGUCCCAGAAUAUUUACUUUGAGUGCCAAGACUCCAACCCCAGCCUGGAACGCUGUGCUGUGCCUUUCUCCUGCUGCAUCCAAAAAGAUCAAGAGGCAGCCAUUACUAGUGUUCUCAACAGCAUGUGUGGCUAUGGGACCCAGAACCUGAGAUCAUGGAAAGCAGAGAGUCUGAUAUACAUUGAGGGCUGCUUGGAAAAGAUUGUUGGCUGGGGGCACAGAAACCUGCUGCUUGUUGCAGGGCUAGCAAUAGGACUGUUUUUCUUGGAGAUUCUCGUGUUUUCCAUGGCCGUGAUGCUCAUUUACCAGAUUGACUUUAUCAUACAGAAACGGAAAAGCACAAGGAGGAGAGGCCCCGAGAAAUAAGUCUGUUGCUCCCAGCAAGAGCCCAGCAUGGUCUCUAUUGCUGCUGGUGCAGUCUGUGAAGAAGGAACAAACUGAGAUCUCAGUCGAAACACUGUGAAUACCCCAAAGGGUGCCAGGGCUCAUGCCCCAGGUGAAUGAACAGACACUGGAAAGCAUUUUCUGUGCAUAUGAGGCAGAGGCAACUGCUGCUUGGAAAGGACCCUUGCUGCGUGGUGAGAUCAUCUGAUGGGUCUCUCACUCUCUACUCCCGGACUGUUUUAUUGCCAUGGACAUUUGCACAAAACCAGAUCUUUCGUUUCUGAGAUUCCUAAUGCUUAUUCUCCACCUGUGGUCACAGUACUCUGGUAGUUUUAGAGAUCACUUU